Molecule: messenger RNA, 693 nt
Organism: Solanum stenotomum
Lineage: Eukaryota; Viridiplantae; Streptophyta; Magnoliopsida; Solanales; Solanaceae
Product: disease resistance protein RUN1-like
Exons: 2
Coding region: 285-599 (104 amino acids)
Source: RefSeq, a predicted model, not a curated record
UUAAUUCAAGCUUGAAUACAAACCUUCAAACAGGGCAUCGACCGAAAUUGGAAGGUAUCCGUAAUCGUUCUGACGGAAGGAUAUGCCUUGUCUCAAUCAUGUCUUGAUGUGAUUUUAAAGUGUAAAGAAAAAUUAGAUCGAUCAAUUCUAACCGUGUUCUAUGAUGUGGAUCCUUCUGAUAUAAGGAAGCACAAGGGAAAAAUUGGUGACAUGAACAAAGCAGUGGAAGGGAAAGUGUAGAAAGAUGGAGACAGGCACUUGCUGAAAUUUCUGACUUUGGGGGAAUGGUAUUGCAGAAUCAAGCUGAUGGGCAUGAGUCAAAAUUUAUUCGAAAGAUUGUUAAUGUCGUUACAAUUAGAAUAAGUCGGUCAGGUUUGUAUGCUACAGCUCACCUAAUUGGCAUAGAACACCGGGCUAGGCAUAUUAACUCGUGGAUGCAAGAUGGAUCAAGUGAUGUAGGCCUAUUGGUUGUCUGCGGGAUGGGUGGCAUAGGGAAGACUACCUGGCCAAAUUCAUCUACAUGUCAAACUUUCAUGUUUUUGAAAGCAGCAGUUGUGUGCUUAGCAUUAGAGAAGUUUCCAAGCAACCUAAUGGCUUAGUUAAGUUGCAGAAGCAAAUACUUUCCGACAUUCUGAAAAAGGACAAGGAAAGAGUAUCAUGUGUUGAUGAAGGAAUUGUAAAGAUUUCGGAUGC